AGAAUCAACGCGCUAAGUACUCUUAUCUGUAAAGUGAUACAACACUCUUGUCAUAACCAUGUCGAAAGUAAAGAACUUAUUGGCCAAAAUGCUGCAGCGAUUUGGUAAGCACAGCUCACAUGCCGACAGUCAGCGGUACGAUAGCCUGGAGGAGAUUGCCCAGAACCAGGCAAACGAGAGGAUGUUGAGGGCAACUCAAGUGGGAUUGGAGGAGCACCUAGUCAUCUGCUUGGAGACGGAAGCGGGCAGCUUCUACUGGCACUCGCAGUAGCAGCAGACGGAGGAGCAGCAGCAACACCACCUGCACGACCAAUCUGAAAGGAAUCAUUGCUGAGAACCAAAACAUCCGAUUUCGAAAUUGCUAUCAUGUCAACAACCGCAAUUAUAGUAAAUAGUGGAGCAAAACCACCUGAGGAACGCUAUCAUCAAUAACUACUAUUAUUGGUAGGAUCUUCAACGUCGAUAACUAUACAGCAAUACAAUAAGGAAUACUUCGGUUGAAACACCCAACUGCAAUUAUAAUUGCAAUGUCAACCAGUCACACCUCAAGUAGCUAAAAAGCCAAUUGCAACAUGAGUAAUGACUAACCACGAAGCAACCGCAAAAAAUUGCCAAUAAAAUCUUCAAUACCUUGUCAAAAAGCGAGAAUAUUAACACCCGAAACAGUAGCAGCCACAUGAACUAUAACAAUUGCAGCAAUGUCAACAGUGGCAACAUCUCAAGAAAUCAAAGCAUCGAUGACAACAACAGCAGGCACCACAACAAUCUCAACAUCAUCCCAAGCCACAGCACCAUGGGCCAAAAACCGGUAGUUAGAUGCGACCAAAGCGACUGAAUGGAUGGAUGAAUGAAUAAUACAAGACAUAUCAUUCGAUGAAUGAAUGGAGCUGACGACGAUCGAUCGUGCGAAUCGAAUUGCGUGCCAGCAACAAGUAUCCAACUAGUCCGAAGGAUGCCACUCAGACAUCCACUCCAGUUGGAGACCCUCGAUGGUUGCCAAUGAUCAGUAAUAAAUACAUUUGUGAUAUCAACUCCAGCUAGUUAGUGUAGUAUAAACGUUAUUAGCUUAUAAGAAAAUAAAUUAAAAAGAAAAUCCACUAAAA
Drosophila mauritiana is the source of this 1103-nucleotide messenger RNA. It is a transcript of the gene E(spl)m6-BFM, whose product is annotated as enhancer of split m6 protein. The transcript has a single exon. The coding region runs from base 59 to 271 and encodes 70 amino acids. The record is from RefSeq and is a predicted model, not a curated record. NCBI's taxonomy places the organism in Eukaryota, Metazoa, Arthropoda, Insecta, Diptera, Drosophilidae.